ACGUUACGUCAGUAAGAUAGUAGAUUAUCGAAACGUUCGCUCGUUCAGUUCAUCUCCGCAUAGCGUCAUGUUCGCCGUCUUGUUCAUGCUCCUCUCUUUCUACCUCGCCAUAAAAGUAAGCUUAACUGAAGCAUAUAGACGACUGACUAAAGUACGAGAAGCCUGGAAGCGAUUGGUGAAACAACAGAAAAUAGAAGCCAUGCCUAAAAGGCAGUCAUCGGCGAAGAGGCGCACCGGUGCUAUUAAUGGCAUGGUUGCCUUCCAGAAUGCAGAGCCUCGAAAAUAUACAAGAAAGGAAUUAUCUCUGCCAUUCAUGGAUACCGGAAACUGGUUCCAGAAUGAAAAGGAGCAUUCAGAUAGAUCAGCCACGAAUGUACAUGAUUCAUUUCGAGGUCCUGAUGAAAAUACUGUCAACAUGUUAAAGGUACCUACUCAGAACCGAAAUUCCUCUAUCUUCAGUCGUCUUUUCUAUCAAGUGUCUCUUAUUUUAUGCCGAAAUUCUUCAGUCUGCUAUACAGAUGUGUCGGAAAAAGUUCUUUCUUCCGAAAGGGUAAAGACAGCCAUUAAGACAUCUGUUAUGGAAGAUUUGAAAGGACAAGACACUGUGGACUCUGGAAUUAUAGCUGCACAGUUAGUUCAUAAGCAAAGAGCAGUUCAAGUCCUCCAUCAAAUGAGAUCUUGUAUAUCAUCCUUUUUGCUGAAAAUUGCUGCAUGGGUUAUGUAUAAACUUCUUGGUAAAAUGCUAGAUGGUAUUGAAGUUGAAAAGAAGCAGAUAGAAGCUAUAAAAAAGGCAUCGGAGGAAGACAUACCUAUGAUAUACCUGCCUCUUCAUCGAAGUCAUUUAGAUUAUAUUCUUGUUACAUUUAUUCUUUACUUGAAUGACCUUAGAGCUCCAUUAGUUGCUGCUGGGAACAAUUUAAUGAUUCCAUUUUUUGGUGCACUGCUGAGGGGUCUUGGGGCUUUUUUUAUCAAACGAAAGCUUGAUCCACAAAAUGGUCAACGGGAUUUUGUGUACAGAGCUGUUCUUCACACAUACAUGGAAGAGAGCUUAAAGGAAGGCCAUAGCCUGGAAUUCUUUAUUGAAGGUGGUAGAUCUCGCACAGGAAAAGCUGUUUUGCCUAAAGCGGGAUUGCUGUCUAUUGUAGUUGAUACCUUGAUGUCAGGAGGAAUAAGAGAUGCAUAUAUAAUCCCUAUUGCAAUGAGCUAUGAAAAACUGCUGGAUGGAAAUUUUGUAUCUGAACAGCUGGGCAAACCAAAGCAAAUGGAAAGCUUCACAUCUGCGAUACAAGCCAUAUGGAGAACUUUGCAUUCUAAUUUUGGGACUGUACGAGUUGACUUUUGCCAGCCAUUUUCUCUGAAGGAGUUUCUUUAUGCUGCGGAAUAUUCUUACAAUUCACCUGCUAGAACUCUUCAGCCUUGUGUAAUCAAGCAAAACCAGUGUUUCUUUAAUCAUGACAUGAAGGCUCGACGUAGAUCGGAGUAUGGCACAGAGAUCGUUUCGGAGGAUCAUAGACAGCUUAUUAAGGACCUUGCAGACUACAUUGUUUACAAUGCUUUCAAUGCAUAUUCGUUGAUGUCCACAAACAUUUUGGCUUUUUUGUUUUUAACUAAGCACAGAAAGGGAGCUACAUUUAGUCAGCUUGUCAGUAGUUUGAACUGGUUAAGAGAAGAAAUUACAAAAAGAAAUAAAACAAUACAUUUCUAUGGUGAUUCUGCAGAUUUAAUUACUAGAGCAACAUCCUUGCUGGGAAAAAAUCUGAUUAAUGUAGACGCUGUGCAGAUGGAAUGGUCUUCAGGAUUGUGUAAUAACAAUAUGAAAUUAGUUUAUUAUAAAUCAUCUGUAAGUUUGCCACAUGUGUUGGAACUUCAGUACUAUUCAAAUGCAGUUUUACCAGUGUUUCUUCUUGAAAGUAUUGUAGUUCGUGCUGCAUUUUCAUCGAGUUCUAAAGAAUCUGAGAAGGAUGAAGAAGUUGAACCAGUAUAUAUUCAAAGGAGUUGUAUCUUAAAGCAGUCUUUUGAACUGUGUAGCAUUCUUCAGUAUGAAUUUAUUUUUACUCCUCCUGGUACAAGUAUCUGUACAGUUUUGAAUGCUACUAUUGAUGAACUCAUUGAUAAUUCUCUUCUCUUAAUUAAAGAUAAACCAGAUAUGAUUCCAGAUGAACUUCCAGAUUUGAUGCUUGAUGAUUUCUUUGCAUAUGGCGAUCAGUCAGAAUUACAACAGUUAAUAAUGGUAAACAUGGCUGAAGAUAAUCGGAACAUGUUGCAAUUUUUGCAGUGCAUUUUAGCUCCUUUUGUGGAAGCAUAUUUCUUAGUUGCAUGCACCUUGCCUAAACUUUCUAAUGUAGAAAUGGAAGAAUCAUUAUUUUUACAAGAAGUAAAGAGCUUAGGACUAAAGAAGAUUCAAAUGGGACAAAUAUUCUAUGAAGAGUGCUUAGGUUUGGACACUCUGAAAAAUGCUCUAAAACUCUUUGAAAGUUGGAAGAUAAUUUGUUGUAGAACACAAAACUCUCAAAAACUAUAUAGUUUGCAGCCUUAUUAUAAUAAUGCAUUUAGGUUGAAAGAUGUAAUAAAUAGGAUAGAGAAAUAUAAAGAUUAGAAUAAUUUUCUUAUAAAAUAAUUGUUUCCAUUGACACUUACGAAAGGAAGAAUGUCUGUGUGUGUUUGUGAAAUAUAUUAAACAUAUCUGUAAUUUUAUUGGAAAUGAUUCUACUCUUAAGCUCUCUGUUGGUUUAAAUUUUUUAUUGCUUUGAGAAUUUUAGUACCAUUGUAAAAGGUAUAUCAUAAACAAGUGUGUGAACUGUGUUAUUUUAAAAGAAACUUUUAUAAUUUGAGUUUGUUUUCAGCCUUUUAUGUUUUAUGUUUGUCAUGAUUAAUGUGUACCCAUGUAAAAACAAUUUUCUUGUAUCAAGAAAAUAUUUGAAAACUGUAUUUCUCAGCAUGUAAAUGAUAUAUUAUUUAUUUUUAAUUAUCUGACCUUGUUCAGAAGGGGCUUUUAUAAUUUUAUUACAAAGAAGUCAAGUAUUGCUGCACAUAUGGCAUGCAUAAUAUUAUGUGACAUUAAGUGUGCAUUGUAAAUCCCAUUAUGUCUUGCCCUAAAAUUGGUGGUCUUUGAUGGUAGUUAUUGCAUCCUUGUCUUUAAAUAUGAAUGAAUGUAUGGCAGCUGUCGAUAUCAAUAAUUUUUCAGUGAAAAAACAAUUGUAAUUUUAAGAAAAGGAAUAGUAAAGCAAAACUAAAUCCUUUAUAUGUAAUUAGGUUAAAAUAUGGUUAUUAUUUUGGGAACAAUCUUUACCAUGUUUUAAUAAUAUCCAGUGUGUAACUUGGUAUUUAACUAUUUCAUAAACAAUACUGUUUUCAAAGUUGUAAUAUUUAAAUUUUUUAAAUUCAAAUUUUGAUAUUUUUAAUCUUUAUAACUUUGAUAUUUAUAUAUAUAGAGAGAGAAAUAUAUAGAGAGAUAGAUAUGUAUGUAUGUAUAUAGAAUGAAUACUUUUGUACUUUUCGAAGACAGUUUUGUACACAACCCCCCAAAAGUUCAUCCAAUGUGAUAAACUUUGUUGCUUUAAAGGAAUGUGAUCAUCAGUUAUUCUGAACUUGUAAUUUAUUCUCAGUAAAUGAAGCCAUUUUUUGAAAAGGCGCAAUUUAAGUGUAACUUUGGUGCUACGAUAUCCUCGGUAUCUGUUAUUAGUAUGGCCAUUUACUUUUUUCUUUGAAAAUGUGGCCAGUUAAUUUAUUAAAAGCUCUACAAACUGUAAUCAAUAUUUUAUGUCAUAGAAAAAUUUAAUUUUGACUACUGCCAUAAAUUAGCAUUUAUUAAUAUAAGUGUGAUAUAAUCACUUUCCCUUGUCACUUUAAUUGUGCUUCUUGUUUUUUUAUAUUUUUCAUGGGAAGUGACAUUUUUUGAAAUUAUACAUCAGCUAUUUUUAGUUGUUUUUUUAUGAAAAUAUGCUUGUUUUCCAUUUCCUCUUGAAACAUGUUAGUGUCAACAAUUGUGAAUUAAUGUAACUUCUGUGCUAAAUGUAUGAGAGAUUUUAAGCAACUGUCAGCAGAUGAACUGUUCAUGAAUAUCUGUUCGACUUAAGUGUUGCAGUAAUACUCAUUAAGUGCAGUAUUGCACCGCAAUAUUUAAAAGUAUGAAAUGCAAUGAAUUCUUUGUAAGAAGGAUGUUUAAGCAGGUAGAGUAUGUCUGCCAACUUUUAGUCAUCUUGCAUAAUCGUUUUUUUCCCUUAUAUGUUUUAUGCUUUUGUAGAUUAUGUACUCUUAUUUUAUAUCAGGAUUUUUUUCCAGAUUGUAAAAAAAUGUUCCUUCAUAAUUUCAUUUUUAUGCGUUAUAAAUGUUUAUUGGUUUAUCAUUGUGCAUGAGAUUUGAAAUCUUUUAGUGAGUAUUUUUAGCAAUGUAGCAGCUCCUCAGAAAACAUUGUUUAUUUUUCUUACUCAAAAUGUUUUUUUCUUAGUGUAUUUGUCAUUUUAAGUAUUAAAUCAAGAACUCCAAUAAUUGUCUGCACACAGAUCAUUGAAAAGUACUAAGUAGUUAAACUUGCGAAUGCAUCAGUUUAAUUCUAAACAGAUGUAUACUUAUGUAAUUAUUAAAUGUUUUCUGCAUUUCCUUGAUAAGAAUGUAUAUAUUCUGUAAAUGUGUAUUUGAAAAUAUGUUAUUAUGGAAAGAAAACCUUUACAUCCCGCUCUUCAAUGCAUGUGUAAAAAUUUAAAUGAUAAUUUUUCCCAUGUUGGCAGCUAUGGGGAUAUAUAUUAUCAAAAUGUGAACUGUUGAAUGUAUUAUUCAUCACAUGAAUAUAUAUUAAAAGUAUUGUAUGAGAAAAUAUAUUUUAUUGCAAGUGUGUUUGUAGCAUUUACUGCUGGGUUGCAGUCAUUGUUCAGCAACUAGUAUUUUAUGUAUGUGUGUGUUUUUUUUUUUUUCAGUUUUUCUUUAUUCUAGUUAUGUAAAGAUGAGUUGUCAUUCUUUCUCUUUCCAUAUUUAGAGUUAAUUUUGUUCUUCGUAGAUUGUUAAAACGUGAUUAAUUUCAGAUUUUGGGAAAAUUUGAUGUAUUCAAAACUUUCUUUGCUACAUUUUUAAGAGAAUUUAGUGUAGAUUUUUUAAUUGUUUAUUCUGCAUUCAAAUCAGGAACAUAGCUAAGAACUGUAUUUUAAUUUAAUAGUGGGGGCAUAUCAUAACUUUUCUAAUGACGAGAGCGAAAUCCCAAACUAGAUCAUUUGGUAGUGUAUAAAAUGCCAGUCAUUCAAGUAUCAGAUGUCUGAUCAUUGUGCUAGUACACCAGAUGAAAGUUUUUGUUGAACUUUUUUUUUUAUUAAUACCUUUCCAUGGACUUUGGCUAGCUAGAUGAAGCAAAAUUUUACUAAAUUUAUGAUGAAAUAGUGAACCAGAAAGUAAAAAAUAAAAGGAUAUAAAUUUUUGAUGACCCAUAUGUACUGAAUAACAUUUUUUAAGCUGAGAAUGGUUAAUUAUAAUUAAGCAUAGCAGUCAAAACUAUUUACCUAGAGGAAGGACUUUCAAAUGGAGCAUGCUUGAUAUUUCAAUCACACUUACAAGCCAACUGAUUCAGCUAUUGGGAAUUGAAUCUGACACAAACUACCAGACUUUUUUAUUCCCUUUCCUCCCACCCCCCUUGCUCACUACUGGGUACCUUUAAGUUAGCUGUAAAGAAGCUUAACUUAAAGCUGUGUAUUUAAAGCAUAGAACUCGGAUUGUUAAUUAUAAGUAAAAAAUUAUGUAAGUAGCUUUUAUCUGAAACACUGGUGGAUUUGUAUGUAGCAGUUAGUAAUAUUAAUGAAUUGAUGUUUUUAAAAUUUCCAUUUCUUUCAAAAUUCAGAAAUAUCUGUAGUUAAAAAUAUUUUAUUUAUAGUUUUACUCAAAGAUAAGCGCUUAUGGCUCAUGAAAGACUUUUUAAAUCAAUAUUUAAUUUCCUUUGAUUAUAUAUCCAAAUAUGUGUGUGUUUAAAUGCAAUUUUCAUCAAUAAAAAUGUGCAAGUGGUAAAUUUAACACAUUCAUAUUUUUUGUAAAUAUUUAUACCUGCUUUAUAAAUAAAACAUACUCAGAGUUUUAAAUUCA
Stegodyphus dumicola is the source of this 6060-nucleotide messenger RNA. Its product is annotated as glycerol-3-phosphate acyltransferase 1, mitochondrial-like. NCBI's taxonomy places the organism in Eukaryota, Metazoa, Arthropoda, Arachnida, Araneae, Eresidae. Gene Ontology annotation, molecular function: glycerol-3-phosphate O-acyltransferase activity. Gene Ontology annotation, biological process: glycerol-3-phosphate metabolic process; fatty acid metabolic process; triglyceride biosynthetic process. Gene Ontology annotation, cellular component: mitochondrial membrane. The record is from RefSeq and is a predicted model, not a curated record.